AUGAUGAGUAUGAUGGAGCAUGAACUUAAACAGCAGAUGACCGACUACAAUCAAAUAUGGCCAGGUGUGGGUGGAUUUCAUCUUCCACCUACAUCCUCGAGUCAACUGUCUGCUCAGAAUGUUCACGAUGAUCUUUCACCCGCUCCUGACUCACCAGAUUCUUCAAAGGACGGGAAAAAGAAUGAUGACAGGGUGAAACGUCCAAUGAACGCAUUCAUGGUAUGGAGCCGGAGUAAGCGCAGAUUAAUGGCCCAAGAAAACCCUAAAAUGCACAAUUCCGAAAUAAGCAAAAGACUUGGAGCUGAAUGGAAGUGCUUAAGUGACAAUGAGAAGAGGCCUUUCAUUGAUGAGGCCAAACGAUUACGUUCAAUCCACAUGAAGGAGCAUCCCGACUACAAAUACCGUCCACGAAGGAAGACGAAGUCGUUGCAGAAGAAGACCCUUCCGAUGGGACCCUUUGCCACGUUGGAUCCUCUGAAACCUCAGGUUUACAAUUCGGUCCAGUCAUGGAAUGGUAACAGUGCAUAUCCAUUCGACACCUCCUAUGGUCUGUAUCCUCGAACAGGAUACGAGAUGCUCAAUCAACUACCGUAUCUCGACAGUUCACCAUCACAGUAUACUCAAUCCCCACUUGGUAGCGCUUAUCCAGUAAAUUACCUCACACAAGCUCCUGUGGUUAAAUCCGAAGUAGAGGCAUCUCCUGAAAGCACGGAAAUUUCUCUAGAUCCUGGUCACUUCCGGGCAUUUUAUGAUCCUUCUAAGGAUCCGAUGACAUCAAUGUAUUCUAAUCCGCUUUCAUAUUCGUCCCUUGAAAGCAUGGGACUUACGCAAUCUAUGCCUCAGUCUCAUGUCACCUCUUAA
Messenger RNA from Ostertagia ostertagi, 861 nucleotides. The record is from the annotation of a GenBank genome assembly. NCBI's taxonomy places the organism in Eukaryota, Metazoa, Nematoda, Chromadorea, Rhabditida, Trichostrongylidae.